GGCUCAAAUAGCCGUUAGAAAGAAAAGAACAGAAAAAAAAAAAAAAAAAAGGAAAAAGGCAAACGCUCGAUUUUCACAAACUCGGCCAAUCCAAACCAAAACCCACAACGAAGGAAAAAAAAGCAAUGGCGACGAGUAUUGGAAUGAUGGAUUCGGCUUAUUUCGUCGGCAGAUCUGAGAUUCUUGCUUGGAUCAACUCCACUCUCCAUCUCAAUCUCUCCAAAGUUGAAGAGGCUUGUUCCGGUGCGGUUCAUUGCCAGCUUAUGGAUGCGGUUCAUCCAGGGAUGGUGCCGAUGCACAAAGUCAACUUCGAUGCCAAAAACGAAUACGAGAUGAUCCAAAAUUACAAAGUCCUCCAAGACGUCUUUAACAAACUCAAAAUCACCAAGCAUAUCGAGGUGAGCAAGCUGGUGAAAGGGAGGCCGCUUGAUAAUCUGGAGUUCAUGCAAUGGAUGAAAAGAUACUGUGAUUCGGUUAAUGGAGGAGGUCUUCAUAAUUACAAUCCAGUGGAAAGGAGAGAGGCUUCUAAAGGAGGUAAAGAAGCCGGCAAGAAAUCAGCACCACAACAAUCCUCAACCAAGGGUUCAACGGCUGCUCCUAGACCUUCAUCUUCCCAUGCUCGAAGGAACAACAACGAUGUUUCGUCAUCCAUGAACCCUUCCAAUCAAUCAGCAAAGACUUCAUCCAAACCAUCGACAUCAGUGGCUGCUUAUGAUGAACAGAUCACGGAAUUGAAGCUGUCUGUGGAUAGUCUUGAGAAAGAGAGGGAUUUCUACUUUGCAAAGUUGAGAGACAUUGAGAUUCUCUGCCAGACUCCUGAGAUUGAAGACUCACCGAUUGUUGCAGCUAUCAAAAGGAUUUUAUAUGAUACAGAUGCUGAUGCAUCAGUGGUGACCGAAGCUCAAGCCAUGGUGUCUCUUCACCCCAAAGAAGCAUUAGCUUUGAGUCCAAUUGCUGAGGUAUCAGAAGAAAAAUCCAGUUCUGAAACUCAGAAGAGAAAAAUCAUUUUGAACAUCGAUGUUGAUGCUGCUGGAAUCACAACACUGUCUCCAAGGCAAAGGCUCUCUGAUGCUUCCGAUGUUCACUGCAGUGGGUCACCUCUUAUGACUUACUGAUCAGCAAUC
Molecule: messenger RNA, 1124 nt
Organism: Durio zibethinus
Lineage: Eukaryota; Viridiplantae; Streptophyta; Magnoliopsida; Malvales; Malvaceae
Product: microtubule-associated protein RP/EB family member 1C-like
Molecular function (GO): microtubule binding
Source: RefSeq, a predicted model, not a curated record